Messenger RNA from Xenia sp. Carnegie-2017, 6694 nucleotides. RefSeq names its product neurogenic locus Notch protein-like. The record is from RefSeq and is a predicted model, not a curated record. Gene Ontology annotation, cellular component: extracellular region. Lineage: Eukaryota; Metazoa; Cnidaria; Anthozoa; Malacalcyonacea; Xeniidae. Bases 1 to 6612 code for a protein of 2203 amino acids. The transcript is spliced from 31 exons. Gene Ontology annotation, molecular function: serine-type endopeptidase inhibitor activity; protein binding. Gene Ontology annotation, biological process: cell differentiation; establishment of protein localization to extracellular region; multicellular organism development.
AUGUAUAAGAUCCAGAGUAGUGUGAUCAUAUCAACACUUUUGUGCUUGGAAAUUCGAGACGUUGAUAAACCAUUGAAAUCGCAACAUUUCCAACACUCUUUCAUCAAUCACGUAGGCUGUAACACGAAGAUGAAGAUUUUAUGGUUAGUCGCCUUUCUUUUCAUCUGUAAUUCACUGAAAAAAGUGAACGCAUCUAGUGCAGAAAACGUUGAAACUUGUCCACCCUUGGAUGAAUUGGUAAACUGCGCAGUGAAAAUUCUGGCUCCUCCCUGCAACGGUUCCGAUUCAGACUGUCCCGGAGAAAAGAAAUGUUGUGACAGUGGUUGCGGGGUGAAUGAAUGCCGCACGGCGAUUGUCCACUCUAAACGACCAGAUGUCGUAGAUAUCCACGAGAUUUGCUCGCAACCAAAAGACGGUGGUUACGGUGGCGGUUUCGAGGUGAGGUAUUUCUUUGACGAAAAAACCGGAGUCUGCGAUGGUUUUGUAUACCGUGGUAAAGGAGGAAACGGCAAUAAUUUUAUGAACUAUGAGCGUUGUUUUGAAUUCUGUUCAACCUCAGUCGACGUGUGUUCACUGCCAAAAAUCGUGGGAAGAUGUCGUGCCUCGUUUCCACGAUGGUACUACAACAGUACCGAGAAACGCUGCCAAAGGUUUACGUUUGGCGGAUGCGGGGGAAACGGAAACAAUUAUUUCACAAAAGCGGAAUGCCAGGAGACCUGCAGUGAGGAACACGAGCCCAAAGCAUCUUGUCGGGACUCCAACAAGUUUCAAUGUCGUUCGGUGAAAAAAUGCAUUCCUUCUGUCAUGAAAUGCAACGGUGUCGACAAUUGUGGGGAUAACAGCGACGAGGAGGAUUGCGAUCCAUGUCUUAACAAGGUAUGUGAAUACCAUGCAAAAUGCGUGAAGAUAGACGACAAUACGGCUACGUGUAAAUGCCCCCAGAUAUGUACAGAUGACUAUCGACCUGUUUGUGGUUCCGACAAUGUUAGUUACUCAAACUUAUGUAUGAUGCGACUCACUUCUUGCAAAACUAAGACUUUGAUUACGAAAGUCAAGGAUGGAGAAUGUGAUGCUGAAGGUAUGUUUAAAGAUCCAUGUCGUAAUAAGAAAUGUGAAAACUAUGCAACGUGCGUGACAAGUGACGACAACAAAGCCACGUGUGAAUGUCCCACGUUUUGUACAGCUGAAUGGCAGCCUGUUUGUGGGUCUGACAACGUUACCCAUCUCAACUUAUGUAUGAUGCAGGUCACCUCUUGUGAGAAUGAGACUUUGAUUACUAAAGUUAAAGAUGGAGAAUGCGACUCGAGCAAGAAGACGAGCAACAAGACGAAGUGCGAAAGACAACGUGAUUGGGCCAUCAAUAAUCCGUCAUUAUCCGCAGGCUUUGAACCCAAAUGUAACAUCGACGGAACUUACAAACGUUCUCAAUGCUACGGUUUUAAAGAAACCUGUUGGUGUGUGGAUAAAGAUGGAGUGGUGAUAGGUGAAACCACUAAGGGCGCAGAAGACCUUUGUGAUGAUCCAUCAGAAGUUUCAACAACGGAAAAACCAGACGUAGAGCUCGAAACUACAACACAAUUGCCUGAUAUCUUUGAAGUUGAAAAGAAGUCAAAAUGUGAAGAAGAAAGAGACGCUUUAUUAUCUGGCCCACCAUUGCUUGGACAGUUUGUACCACAGUGUGAAGAAGAUGGCAGCUACAGCAGUAAACAAUGUAGUCCAUCCACGGGCUACUGUUGGUGUGUUGACGGUGAAGGAGAUGAUAUUUUAGGAACAGAAACACGUUCAGGGGAUCUAAAUUGUAGUGAAGCAACGCAAUCAAAUCCAUGUGAUUCGGUGCAAUGUGAGUUUUAUGCAAUCUGCGUUCCUCAGGAGAACGGCGAACACUUAUGUGAAUGUCCACAAUUCUGCACCCGUGAAUAUAAUCCUGUAUGUGCGUCAGAUGGCAAGACGUACAGCAAUAAGUGCAAUAUGAAAGUCGAAUCAUGUAACACCCAAGAAAACCUUACAGUUGUAAAGUAUGGCCAAUGUGCCAAAGCGAAGUCCAAAUGUGAAAAAGAAAGAGAUGCUAAAUCAAAUGGCACGUUGUUGGUUGGAAGUUUUGUACCACAAUGUGAAGAAGAUGGUAGCUACAGUGACAAACAAUGUCAUCCAUCCACAGGCUACUGUUGGUGUGUUGACGGUGAAGGAGAGAAAAUUGUGGGAACAGAAACACGUGAAGAGGAAAUGAACUGUAGUGAAGGAACGCAAUCAAAUCCAUGUGAUUCGGUGCAAUGUGAUUUUUAUGCGACCUGCGUUCCUCAGGAGAACGGCGAACACUUAUGUGAAUGUCCACAAUUCUGCACCCGUGAAUAUAAUCCUGUUUGUGCGUCAGAUGGCAAGACGUACAGCAAUAAGUGCAAUAUGAAAGUCAAAUCAUGUAACACCCAAAAGAAACUUAUAGUUGUAAAGUAUGGCCAAUGUGACAAAGCAAAGUCCAAAUGUGAGAAAGAAAGAGAUGCUAAAUCAAAUGGCACGUUUUUGAUUGGAAGUUUUGUACCACAGUGUGAAGAAGAUGGUAGCUACAGUGACAAACAAUGUCAUCCAUCCACAGGCUACUGUUGGUGUGUUGACGGUGAAGGAGAAAAAAUUGUGGGAACAGAAACACGUGCAGAGGAAAUGGACUGUAGUGAAGCCAAAGCGAAGUCCAAAUGUGAAAAAGAAAGAGAUGCUAAAUCAAAUGACACGUUGUUGAUUGGAAGUUUUGUACCACAAUGUGAAGAAGAUGGUAGCUACAGUGACAAACAAUGUCAUCCAUCCACAGGCUACUGUUGGUGUGUUGACGGUGAAGGAGAGAAAAUUGUGGGAACAGAAGCACGUGCAGAGGAAAUGGACUGUAGUGAAGCCAAAGGGAAGUCCAAAUGUGAAAAAGAAAGAGAUGCUAAAUCAAAUGACACGUUGUUGAUUGGAAGUUUUGUACCACAAUGUGAACAAGACGGUAGCUACAGUGACAAACAAUGUCAUCCAUCCACAGGCUACUGUUGGUGUGUUGACGGUGAAGGAGAGAAAAUUGUGGGAACAGAAACACGUGCAGAGGAAAUAAACUGUAGUGAAGGAACGCAAUCAAAUCCAUGUGAUUCGGUGCAAUGUGAUUUUUAUGCGACCUGCGUUCCUCAGGAGAACGGCGAACACUUAUGUGAAUGUCCACAACUCUGCACCCUUGAAUAUAAUCCUGUAUGUGCGUCAGAUGGUCAGACGUACAGCAAUAAGUGCAAUAUGAAAGUUAAAUCAUGUAACACCCAAAAGAAACUAACAGUUGUAAAGUAUGGCCAAUGUGACCAAGCAAAGUCCAAAUGUGAAAAAGAAAGAGAUGCUAAAUCAAAUGACACGUUGUUGAUUGGAAGUUUUGUACCACAGUGUGAAGAAGAUGGUAGCUACAGUGACAAACAAUGCCAUCCAUCCACAGGCUACUGUUGGUGUGUUGACGGUGAAGGAGAGAAAAUUGUGGGAACAGAAACACGUGAAGAGGAAAUGAACUGUAGUGAAGCCAAAGCGAAGUCCAAAUGUGAAAAAGAAAGAGAUGCUAAAUCAAAUGGCACGUUGUUGAUUGGAAGUUUUGUACCACAAUGUGAAGAAGAUGGUAGCUACAGUGACGUACAAUGUCAUCCAUCCACAGGCUACUGUUGGUGUGUUGACGGUGAAGGAGAGAAAAUUGUGGGAACAGAAACACGUGCAGAGGAAAUGAACUGUAGUGAAGGAACGCAAUCAAAUCCAUGUGAUUCGGUGCAAUGUGAUUUUUAUGCGACCUGCGUUCCUCAGGAGAACGGCGAACACUUAUGUGAAUGUCCACAAUUCUGCACCCGUGAAUAUGAUCCUGUAUGUGCGUCAGAUGGCAAAACGUACAGCAAUAAGUGCAAUAUGAAAGUCAAAUCAUGUAACACCCAAAAGAAACUUAUAGUUGUAAAGUAUGGCCAAUGUGACAAAGCAAAGUCCAAAUGUGAAAAAGAAAGAGAUGCUAAAUCAAAUGGCACGUUGUUGAUUGGAAGUUUUGUACCACAGUGUGAAGAAGAUGGUAGCUACAGCAGAAAGCAAUGUCAUCCAUCCACAGGCUACUGUUGGUGUGUUGACGGUGAAGGAGAAAAAAUUGUGGGAACAGAAACACGUGCAGAGGAAAUGGACUGUAGUGAAGCCAAAGCGAAGUCAAAGUGUGAAACAGAAAGAGACGCUAAAUCAGUUGGCCUGCUUUUUUUGUUGGGAGUGUAUGUACCACAGUGUGAAGAAGAUGGCAGCUACAGCAGAAAGCAAUGUCAUCCAUCCACAGGCUACUGUUGGUGUGUUGACAGUGAAGGGGAUGAAAUUAAGGGAACAGAAACAGGUUCAAAAAAUCUGAACUGCAGUGAAGUCAAAGAGAAGUCAAAAUGUGAAGAAGAAAGAGACGCUGUAUUAUCCGACCCAGACUUGCUGGGUGCGUUUUUACCACAGUGUGAAGAAGAUGGUAGCUACAGUGACGUACAAUGUCAUCCAUCCACAGGCUACUGUUGGUGUGUUGACAGUGAAGGAGAGAAAAUUGCGGAAACUCUUACACGUGCAGGAGGCGUAAACUGUACUGAAGCAAAAGCGAAGUCAAAAUGUGAACAAGAACGAGACGCUAAAAGAAAAGGCCUACUGUUGUUGUUUGGAGUGUUUGUACCUCAGUGUGAAGAAGAUGGCAGCUACAGCAGUAAGCAAUGUAAUCCAUCCACAGGCUACUGUUGGUGUGUUGACGGUGAAGGAUAUAGUAUCGAGGGAACAAAAACACGAUCAAAAGACCUAAACUGUAGUGAAGGAUUCAAAUCAAAAUACCAGAAGAAACUGGACGAUUUCAAUGCUAACCUUUCUAAAAGUUGGAAACCGAGUUGCGAAAAAGACGGAAGCUUUAGUCCUAUACAAUGCCACGAAGGAAGUGGUUAUUGCUGGUGCGUAACUCGAAAAGGAGAGAAGAUUCCAGGCACUAAACGAAGAUUUGUAAAACCAAACUGCAGUAAUAUUGCAACGCAAUCAAAUCCAUGUGAUUCGGUGCAAUGUGAUUUUUAUGCAAGUUGCGUUCCUCAGGAGAACGGCGAACACUUAUGUGAAUGUCCACAAUUCUGCACCCUUGAAUAUAAUCCUGUAUGUGCGUCAGAUGGCAAGACGUACAGCAAUAAGUGCAAUAUGAAAGUCGAAUCAUGUAACACCCAAGAAAAACUUACAGUUGUAAAGUAUGGAGAAUGUGAUACAACAGUGGUGCCGCUCAGCGCAUGUGAUUCUGCUCCACCUUGUGAAUUUGGACGAUGUGUUGAUGUGAAUGGGACCGUGACGUGUGUCUGUGAUAAGGCAUGUCCGUUUAUUCACAGUCCCGUUUGUGGCGACGACAACGAAACGUAUCUUAAUCUCUGCGUUAUGAAGUUGAGAGCUUGUGAAGAAAAAAAGAUUAUAACAAUGCAGAAUAAAGGUCCUUGCGCAACGCAAUCAAAUCCAUGUGAUUCGGUGCAAUGUGAUUUUUAUGCGACCUGCGUUCCUCAGGAGAACGGCGAACACUUAUGUGAAUGUCCACAAUUCUGCACCCUUGAAUAUAAUCCUGUAUGUGCGUCAGAUGGCAAAACGUACAGCAAUAAGUGCAAUAUGAAAGUCGAAUCAUGUAACACCCAAGAAAACCUUACAGUUGUAAAGUAUGGCGAAUGCGAUACAACAGUGGUGCCCCUCAGCGCAUGUGUAUUUGCCCCACCUUGUGAAUUUGGACGAUGUGUUGAUGUGAAUGGGACCGCGACGUGUGUCUGUGAUAAGGCAUGUCCGCUCAUUUACCGUCCUGUUUGUGGCGACGACAACAAAAUGUAUCGUAAUCUCUGCGUUAUGAAGUCGAGAGCUUGUGAACAAAAAAAGAUUAUAACCAUUCAGAAUAAAGGUCCUUGCGAGGUGGACAUACUCAAGGCAACCAACAUUGACAUUUGUGGAAGCAAAAGCUGUGAUUUUAACGGAGUUUGCAAGGUCAUUGGGGGUGAAGCAAAAUGUGUAUGUGAUAUAGUGUGUACGAGAGAAUACAGACCUGUAUGUGGCACCGAUAACGUUACAUAUGGCAAUCGCUGUGAGAUGAAAAGAGCUGGUUGUGAAUUGAAGAAAGUCAUUGAAUUUAAAUACGAGGGAGAAUGCGUAACGCCAACAACCGUCGUAAAAACAAAUGCUACGACAACAGUGGCUCCAACCUCGAGAAGGAGUCUGCGUGAAUGCGCGAGAUGCCCUCAGUCUGGGAAAAAACUAGUUCUGAAGAGUUUUUGCGAAAAGCGGAACAAGUUUGCGAUCAUUGGUAAAAUUCUAAGCUUCCACGGUGACAACGUGUUAGUGAAUGUCGAAAAGCGAUUCAAGCCACGAUCCGAGUACACGAAGUUCACAAAGAACAAUGAAGUAUUGAUUCGCGUGCCAGAUUACACCAAAUGUCGCUGCAACAACACAGAACUUCAAGUGAACGGCAAAUACGUUUUCAUUGGACGCAAGACAAAAAGCAAAGAAUUCGUCAUCAACAAGAAAACUGGUUUCCUUCAGAAAGACUUCGCGCCUCUCGUACGGAAGUUAAACAGAAGAUCAAAGGAUUUGAAGUUCUGCCGAAGAAGAUUCCCUCGAUAGUUACAAUGGUUAAUGGACGGACAUUCUGCUUUUGUUGAAUAACAUAAUUUUCAAAUAAAUAAUAACUUCAUUUUCGAGCAAA